Molecule: messenger RNA, 1038 nt
Organism: Labrus bergylta (ballan wrasse)
Lineage: Eukaryota; Metazoa; Chordata; Actinopteri; Labriformes; Labridae
Source: RefSeq, a predicted model, not a curated record
CCGCGACAUACACAUUUCUUUUCCCCCCACAGAGAAAGCAGCAUGAUGGAGGUGUGCGGCUCUUCAAAUGUUACUAUGAGGGAGUUUGGAUGUGAACAGAGUUUGUUGUCUCGUCCUGACGGUUCAGCGUCCUUCAUUCAAGGUAACUAAACCAGGUGAAAACUGUCUGAGAGUCGAUGUUCUGCGCUGCAGGGUCGAGAAAUGCGACGACUGCAGAUAAUGAUGAAUGAUAGCAGAACUACACAAUAUUUACCCCAGUGUUUUUUGUCAUUAGGUGUAAGGGAGCGAUCGCAGGAGCAGUGUGUGCGAGAGACCUGUGAGGCAUCUCUGCUCUUGUCCCUUCAUCCCCGCUCCUCCCUCACUCUCAUUCUUCAGGUGUUACAUGACGACGGUUCACUGCUGUCUUGCUCUCUGAAUGCGGCCUGUAUGGCUCUGAUGGAUGCAGGUCUGCCUAUGAGUUGCCUGUUUUGUGGAGUUACCUGUGCCAUCGACGCAGACGGUCAAAUCAUCACGGACCCCACAGCAGCACAGGAAAAGGAAAGUCGAGCUUUGAUGACCUUUGCAAUCGACAGCAAAGAAUGCCGAGUGUUGAUGUCGGAUACCAAAGGAUCAUUUUCAGUUAACGAGCUGCAGCAGUGUAUAGCAGUCAGUCAGAAAGCGUCACAGAAGAUCUUCCAGUUUUACAGAGACUCCGUCAGCCGUCGAUACUCCAAAAACCUCUGAUGAAGAAGAUGAUCUCUGUUUUUUUUUUAACAAAUACUGAUUUUGUAAUAAAUCAUUGAGAAGUUGCUUUGGGCUACCUCUUCUUCAGUUCAGAUGUGUGUAGUGAAGCUGUGGGUGAUGUGAUUAUUUUUUUUUUGUAAGAAGACCACAUUGAGCUCGAGUCUGUCGGGGUGUAAAAUAAAAAGAGAGACCUUGAAUGUCAAACAAGUGCAUUUAUUGGGAUUUUCUCUCAGUUUAAUAUUUACAUGUAAUACAAGGAUGUCAACUGGGUAAAAACGGAGUACCUCUUGUAUUAAUAAAUCUAAUUUUACCAGA